This is a messenger RNA of Oppiella nova, 1217 nucleotides long. The record is from the annotation of a GenBank genome assembly. NCBI's taxonomy places the organism in Eukaryota, Metazoa, Arthropoda, Arachnida, Sarcoptiformes, Oppiidae.
AAACUUUCUUACAUUUCAUACAUUGACUGCACUUUCAUUGCAUUCAUUGAAUGAGAUUCAUAUCAAUCGCUUAACACUAAUAAACAAAUGAUUUCCUUAUAAUCACUUAAAAGGCAUUUAACGCCAAAAACUGUUGCCAUAAGUAAUGAUUCGUAGUGUGUGAAGUGUGGACUCGGAUGUGAGGGCCAGUCAUGUCAAGGGAUGGUAUGUAUCGGACGGUGACUCUGGAGAAGGACCAGUCGGGUGAGCUCGGCAUCUAUAUCACCGGCAAAGUGGACAUCAAUGGCUACUUGACGUAUGUGGUCGCAGACCUCGAGACCAAUGGACCCGCGCACAGGGCCAAAGUGAUCGACAAAGACGAUGAGGUAUUGGCCAUCAAUGGCAUAGUAUUGAGAGGUCUUCAGUUGGAGGACGCGUUGAGACAUUUAAGAUGUAGUGAUAGAGUGGUGCAAAUCAUAAUUGCUAAGCAAAAACCGAGUUUCAGCAACUCGUCUACUAAGACCCCCAAAACCAAUGGGUUAAUAAGUGAUUCAAAGCCAGAGAUGAAUGAGAACUGCAAACAAAGCAAUUUGUAUUCAAAUGCUCGCCAAACGCCGACCCAAACUCAACAAAAGCUGUCGACUCUAUCGCGAUUGACUCUCAACCGAAGCUGUCGACCCAUUUCUACUCCCAAUUCAAUCGACAAUAUUCAACUCAAUCCAAACUUGAACAGCUCCGGCAAUAACUGCGGCCUUUGGACCCUUCCCCGUAAGCCUAAGGCUGACACCUCUUUAGGACUUCGGACUAUUGUCUACCAAAAAGGACCCGACAGUAAGGGCUUGGGAUUCAGUAUUGUAGGGGGUAUUGACUCACCAAAAGGUCAAAUGGGAAUAUUUGUUAAAACAAUAUACCCGACCGGACAGGCAGCACAGUUCGCCAAUCUAUUUGAAGGCGAUCAAAUAUUCAGUAUUAACGGCGAAUCUACUGAAGGGUUGACUCAUUCGGAAGCGUUAACUAUGUUUAAAAGGAUUAAAAGAGGAGACGUUGUCCUACAUAUUGGUCGGCGAGCAGAUGUGGCGCUCAACAGUUCUAAAAACUCCAAGUCGUGCUCAAACCUCGAUCUCAUUUCAUGAUUCAUAUCAUACCAUAACAUAUAAGUCUAUUACUUUAUCCAAACAUUAAUCAUAUUUUUAUCAAUUAUUUUAUUAAUAUUUUAUUAUAAUUCACUUUUAUACUGC